AGCGGCGGAGGCUGUACAUCGAAAGCUCCAAGCAAGGAAACGCCGGGGGGCAAGACGGCACACGAGACCCGAACAACCAACCCAUAAAGCCCACCAUCGUAUCCCACUAGGGACAAGCAUAAACCCUGCCAGAUCACAGAUCUCUGUGAAACCAGAACCUACUAGCCUGCAAAUCUUGAGCCGGGACAGCUCCUUCUCUAUGCUCCGCAUUGUAUGCACUCCCAAGACCAACAUGAG
This is a messenger RNA of Pelobates cultripes (western spadefoot toad), 237 nucleotides long. Lineage: Eukaryota; Metazoa; Chordata; Amphibia; Anura; Pelobatidae. The record is from the annotation of a GenBank genome assembly.